GGUCUCCAACAUCAAUUCGGAGUUUGGCCGCCCGACCUGUCGACCCUUAAAUCUGAAACUGCUUGUGUAAAGUGUAUGUGUCAUGUGAAAAAUUAUUAAUACAGCAACAGGGAAAUAAUUUCCUCAAACUAAUGUGUUUUGUUUCUUGGAUGCUAAUAAUUUGGAAGUAUUUGAUAGACCAAUAACAUAAUAUACAUGUGACAUCACACAAUAAAUAUAACCUUGAUGUUUGUGAUAUAUAAAAAAGUUUUGUGUUUAUAUACUAUAUAUAUUUUUGUGAUGACAUAUUUCCAACCUACUUUGGAUUAGUUCCCAUUAUUUAAGUACAAAGUACAUCAUUUUGUGUUAUUUAUUCAAAUAACCUAACAAUAUGGAGAAUCACAAUAAUAAGAUUAAUCUAGAAGAAAUAGUUGAUAGACAACACAAGAAAUUACAUGAACUCAAUAUGGCUACAGUAUUGAUAAAAAGUAAGCACAACAUAAAAGAUGAACUUCAAGGAAUUCAUAACAAAGUAUUGGAAAUGUCAUCUGGUGUUGAGAACAUGAGAAAAAUUUUGGAGAGAAUAAAAAAGCAAAAUACGUUUUCUAAAGAAUUAUUGUCAUUGCUUGAAACUUUGAAUAAAAGAAUUUCACACCAGAAAGAGAAUGUUCCACCAGAGUUGAUACAGGGUUACCAAAAUGUUGAACAAGGAUGCACAAGUCUUCAAACUCAAAUUUCUCCUCCUAUACCAGAAAAUGCUAUAAAUUCAACGCAAAAAUUGAUAGAGCAAAAAAUAUCUUUUAAUAAGCACAAUAAGGAUAUUGAACAAGAAACAAUAAAAGAUUGUAAAAGAACACUUUUUAAUGAACCAGAAGUAUGUCCAACAAUAUCAUUUAUAAGUGCAGAAGAAUUUAAUAAAGUGCCUAAAUAUAUGAUUGGAAGACACAGUUUGGAAACAAUUAAUAGUUUGAUCCAUGAUAUGAAUAAUACAUUAAUCACAAAGUAUACAAUAUUAUCAUUGGGAAAAGCGGCUGCACAGAAAAGAGGUGAAAUUAAUCUAUAUCUACAAUAUAAAAAACAAGAGUUUGAUAUUAAAGAAGAAAAAGGAUACUUAUACUUUUUCACAGCUGAAGAUUAUUAUUGGCAAACAAAAACAAAACUUGAUAGGACUAAAUUAAACUUAAUAACUGCAUUGCGCCAUUGCAAACGUUUACGCGAAUGUAGAAUAAAAAUGAAUUGCGAUAUAUUAUAAUUAAGUAAUAUAAUCUAUUGUAUAUUAUAUCUUUAUUAUAUGUAUAUUGUAUAAAUUAUAUCUAAAGUGUGCCUUUCAAUCAUGUAUUUAGACACUUUAUUAAAUUCUUCUACACUUAUAAAUUUCUAAAAUCUCAUUAAUU
Messenger RNA from Nylanderia fulva, 1373 nucleotides. RefSeq names its product SKA complex subunit 1. Gene Ontology annotation, molecular function: microtubule binding. Lineage: Eukaryota; Metazoa; Arthropoda; Insecta; Hymenoptera; Formicidae. Gene Ontology annotation, biological process: chromosome segregation; cell division; regulation of microtubule polymerization or depolymerization. Gene Ontology annotation, cellular component: outer kinetochore; mitotic spindle; spindle microtubule. The record is from RefSeq and is a predicted model, not a curated record.